CAGAUAUAGCAACACGGCAGUGCAGUAGGUGUGAGAGAGAUAGACAGCGGCCUCAAAUAACACCCGUAACUAUAUCAUUGACUGAACGAGGUCACAUCGGAACCCUGCGAUUGGAAUAAUAUUUUAGUACAUCUUGGUAGUGUUGCCAGCUCCAGCUGAUGUGACAGUGCUUUGGUUUGGGCACCACAGUCCUGCCUUCCUGUCCUGAAGCCCUCUGAUCCACCAUGGGGAAUGAGAACAGCGUCAUCGAGCCUGAAGCACCGGCUGAAGUCCACGCCGAUAGAAUCGACCAGAACGGAGAAAAGAACACAGCAGAUAACAUAGUGGUCUGUACCAAGCCUCCAGCCUCAACCACAGAACAGGGGCUCGACCCCUUACAGGACGUCCCAGGGAGGAACACUGAGGAAGAGGAGGAGAAGAGGAGGAGAGAUGAAGACGAGGAUCUAGAGUUCCCUCACGACUUUCUGCCCAGCACAGACCUCAGCCUUGAACUCCACUGGGGGACUUCACUUGGAACAGAGAUUAAGAGAGAUCAGGAGAGCCUGAGUGAUUCAGUGAGCCCCCUGCUGGCUGGUCUGCAACAUCACAUGGACGGCAGCACACAACUGUUGGCUGUGCAGAAGAGGCAUCCCGGCCAUGCUGACCUAGUUCCCACAGACAUCCGUACCCCUCCUUCCCCCAAACCUACUGCCAAGCCCAUGGAGGAUGCCCUAUCCCCACCCCUUCUGCCCCCGUCUCCAGCUCUGUCCCUGGAGAGGGUCCCAGCCCUGCCGAUUGCCCCGCCCGUUGAAGGUGCCCCAUUCCUGUGCCCACCCCUCCCAGCACUAUCUUCCCUACCGUUGUCCCAAGCCCAGUCUACUAGUAUGCCCAUGCAGAGUGCUCCACCUCUCACACCUCUGUCCCCUGCCAUGCAGCUUGAGGAGGAGCUGCUCCAGGCCUUCCAGGAAUACGAGGAACAAAUGGCCUCUCUGAGCAUACCAAACCUCCGUGUCUCUGAGGCCAGUGGUCAAUGCCCACCUGUGGGCCUUCUGCCCAAAUAUUCAGUCCACUAUGAGGAAGAGGAAGGAAGAAGGGAUACGGGAGGAGGAGUGACUGUUACUGUUCCCAAGGACGAAGAGUCAUCUUCUCCAUCGCCACGGAUACGACCACCACCUCCCCUACUUGUGAUCCAGCCAGGAUACCGUGGCAACGACAACAACGACGACGGUGAAAAUGGCAACGAGGAAGCACAGCGUGGAAACAGUGACACAUCAACAAGUCAGAGGGUCACAGCCUAUACCGAAGGGUUCAGUUUCAGAAGUUACCUCCUGGGAAAUAAUAAGAAACCAGUUGAAGAGAGCGCAGCCAAAGAGGCUGAACAAGAGGAAAGCACAUUACAACUGUUUGAGAGAAUGGCUAGAGAGGCAGAGGCAGAGAUUCACUCCAAAAAAAAGGCAGAUGCACUGAAGGAAACAGACACUCAGAUGCAAUUGGACUCGACAACAGAUGCAUAUUUAUUUAAAGAGACCCUGAUAAGUCCAGAGUCUGUGGAGCAGAGAGAGCAGGCAGAGAGAGCAGAGCUACUGAUAGGUCUAGUAGUAGGGCCUAAAACAGACCAGCUGACAGCGCAAAAAAACUCAGAAGAGACUAAGGCAGACUCACAGGCACAGUCCAAGCAGGCACAGUCCAAGCAGGCACAGUCCAAGCAGGCUGAGUCCAAGCAGAUAGAGUCAACACUACAUUAUGAUAUCAAGUUAGGCAUGGAGAAAAAGACAAACUCACAGAAAAAGAAGAGGAAAAAGAAAACAGGCAAAGUCUCAGAGUCACAGACAGAGUCAAAGCUAGAGACACAGACAGAGUCAAAGCUAGAGACACAGACAGAGUCACAGACAGAGUCAAAGCCAGAGUCAAAGCCAGAGUCACAGACAGAGUCAAAGCUAGAGUCAAAGCUAGAGAAACAGACAGAGUCAAAGCUAGAGACACAGACAGAGUCAAAGCCAGAGUCACAGACAGAGUCAAAGCCAGAGUCAAAGCUAGAGAUAGAGACAGAGUCAAAGUCAAAGCCAGAGCAAGAGUCACAGACAGAGUCAAAGCCAGAGUCAAAGCUAGAGUCAAAGACAGACAGAGUCAAAGCUAGAGUCAAAGUCACAGACAGAGUCAAAGCCAGAGUCAAAGCUAGAGACACAGCCAGAACAGAGACAGAGACAAAGCCAGAGACAAAGCCGGAGACAAUGCCGGAGACACAGACGGAGACAGAGACACAGACAGAGUCAAAGCCAGAGUCACAGACAGAGUCAAAGCUAGAGACAGAGACAGAGUCAAAGCUAGAGUCAAAGCUAGACACACAGACAGAGUCAAAGCUAGCGACACAGACAGAGUCAAAGCUAGCAUCAAAGCUAGAGAAACAGACAGAGUCAAAGCUAGAGUCAAAGCUAGACACACAGACCGAGUCAAAGCCAGAGUCAAAGCUAGAGACACAGACAGACACACAGACAGAGUCAAAGCUAGCGACACAGACAGAGUCAAAGCUAGCAUCAAAGCUAGAGAAACAGACAGAGUCAAAGCUAGAGUCAAAGCUAGACACACAGACCGAGUCAAAGCCAGAGUCAAAGCUAGAGACACAGACAGAGUCAAAGCUAGAGACACAGACAGAGGUAAAGCUAGAGUCAAAGCUAGACACACAGACAAAGACACAGACAGAGACAGAGACAAAGCCAGAGACAAAGCCGGAGACAAUGCCGGAGACACAGACGGAGACAGAGACACAGACAGAGUCAAAGCCAGAGUCACCGACAGAGUCAAAGCUAGAGUCAAAGCUAGACACACAGACAGAGUCAAAGCUAGCGUCAAAGCUAGAGACACAGACAGAGUCAAAGCCAGACACACAGACAAAACUAGAGACACAGACAGAGUCAAAGCCAGAGUCAAAGCUAGAGACACAGACAGAGCCAAAGCCAGACUCAAAGUUGGAGACACAGACAGAGUCAAAGCUAGAGUCAAAGCUAGAGUCAAAGCUGGAGACACAGACAGAGUCAAAGCUCGAGAAACAGAAAGAGACAGAGUCAAAGCCAGAGACACAUACACAGAAAGAGUCAAAGCUAGAGACACAGACAGAGACAAAUACAGAGUCAAAGCCAGAGACACAAACAGAGACAAAGCCAAAGAUGCAGAAAGAGACACCUACAGAGACAAAGCCAAAGCCAAAGACAGAGACAAAGCCAAAGCCAAAGACACAGACAGAGACAGAGACAAAGCCAGAGACAAAGCCGGAGACAAUGCCGGAGACACAG
This is a messenger RNA of Oncorhynchus tshawytscha (Chinook salmon), 3269 nucleotides long. RefSeq names its product microtubule-associated protein futsch. Lineage: Eukaryota; Metazoa; Chordata; Actinopteri; Salmoniformes; Salmonidae. The annotation marks the transcript as partial. The record is from RefSeq and is a predicted model, not a curated record. The transcript has 9 exons.